Molecule: messenger RNA, 1326 nt
Organism: Aphidius gifuensis
Lineage: Eukaryota; Metazoa; Arthropoda; Insecta; Hymenoptera; Braconidae
Exons: 7
Coding region: 1-1326 (441 amino acids)
Source: RefSeq, a predicted model, not a curated record
AUGUUCGAGCUGAAUUAUAGUGAUGCAAAAGAUAUGUUUGAAACAUUUACAAAUAUUGUAAAUAGAGUUAAUCAAGCUAAAUCACAAGCUGAAACUGGCUAUAAAGGUACUCAAUAUGAUGCAAAUCCAUGGGGUGACCAGACAUCAGCAAUUCUUGAUGCACUUAUCAACAAAGUCGAUGCAAUAUCAACAAAAUUGGAUGUUAUGAAUGAACGUAUGAAUUUACGUCUUGGAAAAAUUGAAAAAAUGAUUACAGAUGUGACUUAUAAAACACAAUUAGAUAGUUUUAUUCGUGAUAUUGGUAAAUCAGCUAAACGCAUACAUUUUGCCUAUGAUAAACUACUUACAUUUGCCAAUGCUGGUAAAAAUAUUACAAAAAAAAGAAUUCGACAUUUCAUAGAACAAAAUAUCGAUAACCAAGGUACCGAUGGAAUUGAAGGACAUUUGGCCACUAUAUUUGAUAUUAUUACAAGUGACAAUUUAUUAUCACUCGAUGGUAGUGAGCAGUCUCUAUUAGGAUUAAUUACCAAAAAAGAAUUAGAAAAAGGUGGUGAUGUUUGUGGUAGACAUAAAUCUUCACAAUUAAUCAUUUAUCAAUUCUUUCUCACAGUUUGUAGUAUUGAAAUAUUAGGUGCAACAACACUUGCAUACGCGGAUUUAGCAAGUGAUGAAAUUCCAGUUGUAAGAGAAGAGUUUAAAAAACGAAUAACAGGUUAUUCAAACAAAUUUGCUGCAUCAAUUGAAUUAGUAUCACGUGAUUUUCGUAAUUGUGAUCCAGUUGAUAGUCAUAAGCAUAUACGAGAUGUUACUUUUACGGAAAUGUGGGGGCUUACACAAUCAAUUCUUUUGUCAGAAUUUUCACUGGCAUCACGUAAAUCGUGUGCAGGAACUUGUGCAGAUGUUCAUAAUAAACCAAAUAACCAUCAAUUCUGUUAUAAGCGAGCAAUGCACGAUCGUCGACCUGAACCAGAUGAUAAAAGGGCAUAUUGGUGGCGUUAUGAUGCUCCUGAAAAACCGGAACUUUGUCCAACUCCAAAAAGAUGCUAUGGACUUAUGAGUGAUUGUAUUGAAAUUUCAAAUGCUAAACCAUGCAUGCUGAAAAAUAAUACGCGUCGGUAUCAAUUUAUAAAAGAUGUUUAUAAUGAUAAAAGUUACGGUUUAGAAAGUGAAUGUAAAGGAUAUGAAGCUUAUUUCGAGUGGAGCACAGACUAUGGUUAUGAAUGUGAAUUUUGUUUAUGUACAUGUGAUGAUAACACAAUUAAGUCAAAUACUGUUCAUAUGAUAAGUUUGAAACUAGCUCGUAGUGAUACUGCUAAUAACAAGUAA